Pelagomonas calceolata is the source of this 726-nucleotide messenger RNA. The record is from the annotation of a GenBank genome assembly. Lineage: Eukaryota; Pelagophyceae; Pelagomonadales; Pelagomonadaceae.
AUGAUGCUACUCAGCACGCUCAAACUGCUCGCAUGCAUCGCACCGCUGCACGCCCUGACGCCGCCGAAGUCGCAUGCCGCGCCGACGCCGUCGGUGCGACGACGGACAGCAGCAAUGCGCGUGCGCGGCGGCGACAACGCGACGGAUGCGCUACGCGUCCGCGGCGGAACCGGCAAGAAAGCCAAGAAACCGAGGAAGAGAGGGACACGUCGAUGGCCUACUUACGGUAGGAGUAGUCGAGACCGGUCUCGCCGCGAGAGUCGAGUCGAGUCGAAGCCUGCGGACGCCCCAGUCGUCGAAACGCCCGUCGCAAAGGAUUUCAACCAGCUCAAAGAAGUACCACAGGGUUGGAUCGACCGCACCUGUGAAGAAUCAAAUUUCGCGGCGCUUCGAAUCAUGACGAUGCACCCGACUCACUGGUUGAUUUCCACACAGGACCGCACGAUCAACUUCCUCGAGGCGCCCGUCACGGAGCUGUUGAUCGGCGCCACGGCCGUGUCGUUGAGUUUGAUGGAGAUCCAACGACAAAUUAUCGAGCUCGGCACGCGGGAAGCCGACUACUCCGUGCUGUUUCUCGCGGCGACGCGGAUGCUCAAGGCAUUCCUCGCUGUGUUGCGCUCGACGCGCAUGGCUCUGCGCGGCUACAAGUCCUACGCGGUCAUCAAGAAAGGAGAAAACGUCUACCUCAAGAAACUACCGGCGACCGACGAUGACGGUGUUGUGUAA